AUGUCAUCAGUAUUACCAAAAGAAACUCCAACUAGAGGCUUGACUGGAAAAAUUUCUGGUCUUGACAUGUCAAACACACAAGGCAAAUCAUUAACUGACAAAUUGGCAGCUGAAGCAUUGGCCAAAGACGAAGCUCAAACUAUACACGAAGUUAAAAACGCCAUGAGCAAACCAGCAACUGAAGAAGAAACUAAGAAGUACGAAAAACAACUCGAAGAUAUGAACGCUGAACAUGAAAAAUUCUUGAGCACUCAUAAAGUACACAGACACGAAUUGAAAGGAUUGGAGGCUGAAGAACCACUUUUGAAGGAAAACAAACGUCGUUAUGUCAUGUUUCCUAUUAGAUACCAUGAAAUUUGGCAAAUGUACAAGAAGGCUGAAGCAUCAUUCUGGACUGCAGAAGAAAUUGAUUUAGGUAAAGAUCUUCAUGAUUGGAGAGAGAAAUUGAAUGACAAUGAAAGGUUUUUCAUUGGAAGAAUCUUGGCCUUUUUCGCUGCCUCUGAUGGUAUUGUUAAUGAAAACUUGGUGGAAAACUUUUCUGCUGAAGUUCAAAUUCCUGAAGCCAAAUCAUUUUAUGGUUUCCAAAUCAUGAUGGAAAACAUUCAUUCAGAAACUUAUUCAUUAUUGAUUGAAACUUAUAUCAAGGAUCCAAAGGAAGCCGAUUUCUUAUUCAAUGCUAUUGAAACCAUCCCUCAAAUUAAAAAGAAGGCUGAUUGGGCCAUCAGAUGGAUUCAAGAUUCCGAUGCAUUGUUUGCUGAGAGAUUGGUUGCUUUUGCUGCUGUUGAGGGUAUCUUUUUCAGUGGAUCGUUUGCUUCCAUUUUCUGGUUGAAGAAGAGAGGAUUAAUGCCAGGAUUGACCUUUUCCAAUGAAUUGAUUUGUCGUGAUGAAGGUUUACACACUGAUUUUGCAUGCUUGUUGUUUGCUCAUUUACAACAUAGACCUGACCCAAAGAUUGUUGAAAGAAUUAUUACUGAAGCAGUUGAAAUUGAAAAAGAAUUCUUUACUGAUGCAUUGCCAGUUAGUUUGUUGGGAAUGAAUUGUAAGUUGAUGUGUCAAUAUGUUGAAUUUGUUGCCGACAGAUUAUUGGUUGCUUUGGGUAACAAAAAAGUUUACAAUGUCACCAAUCCAUUUGAUUUUAUGGAGAAUAUCUCCUUGGCUGGUAAGACCAAUUUCUUUGAAAAAAGAGUUUCUGAUUACCAAAAGGCUGGUGUCAUGGCCAAGAGUGAAAAUAAAGAUGCCAAUGAUUUUGCAUUUGAUGAAGAUUUCUAA
Molecule: messenger RNA, 1269 nt
Organism: Lodderomyces parapsilosis
Lineage: Eukaryota; Fungi; Ascomycota; Pichiomycetes; Serinales; Debaryomycetaceae
Gene: RNR21
Product: ribonucleotide-diphosphate reductase subunit
Exons: 1
Coding region: 1-1269 (422 amino acids)
Biological process (GO): deoxyribonucleotide biosynthetic process
Molecular function (GO): oxidoreductase activity
Source: RefSeq, a predicted model, not a curated record